AUGAUACAGCCUGCUAAAAAAGUUGCUCCAGCUCCAUUCGCUACUAAGAACAAAAAAGCUUCAAGUGGUUCUAAAAACCCAUUAGCUGAAUCCAAACCAAAGAAAUUUGGUAUUGGUCAAAACAUUCAACCAAAAAGAAACUUGUCAAGAUUUGUUAAAUGGCCAGAAUAUGUUAGAUUACAAAGACAAAGAAAAGUCUUAUCUAUGAGAUUAAAAGUUCCUCCAGCUAUUGCUCAAUUCCAACACACUUUGGAUAGAAACACUGCUGCUCAAGCUUUCAAAUUAUUCAACAAAUACAGACCAGAAACUGCUGCUCAAAAGAAAGAAAGAUUAACUAAAGAAGCUGCCGCUAUUGCUGAAGGUAAAUCUAAACAAGAUGCUUCUCCAAAACCAUUUGUUGUUAAAUAUGGUUUAAACCAUGUUGUUUCCUUAAUUGAAAACAAAAAAGCUAAAUUAGUUUUAAUUGCCAACGAUGUUGACCCAAUUGAAUUAGUUAUCUUUUUACCAGCUUUAUGCAGAAAAUUAGGAAUUCCAUAUGCUAUUGUGAAAGGUAAAGCUAGAUUAGGUACUUUAGUCCAUUUGAAAACUUCAGCUGUUGCUGCCUUAACUGAAGUUCAACCAGAAGAUGAAUCUGCUUUAGCUACUUUAGUUUCAACUGUUACUGCUAACUUUAAUGACAAGUUUGAAGAAAACAGAAAACACUGGGGUGGUCAUAUCUUGGGUGCUAAAUCCCAAGCCAAGGCUUCUAAAAGAGCCAAAGCUGCUGAAAAAGCUUAG
Messenger RNA from Hansenula anomala, 777 nucleotides. RefSeq names its product 60S ribosomal protein eL8. Gene Ontology annotation, biological process: ribosome biogenesis. The record is from RefSeq and is a predicted model, not a curated record. The transcript has a single exon. Lineage: Eukaryota; Fungi; Ascomycota; Saccharomycetes; Phaffomycetales; Wickerhamomycetaceae. Gene Ontology annotation, cellular component: ribonucleoprotein complex. The coding region runs from base 1 to 777 and encodes 258 amino acids.